This is a messenger RNA of Nannospalax galili (Upper Galilee mountains blind mole rat), 2539 nucleotides long. It is a transcript of the gene Crat, whose product is annotated as carnitine O-acetyltransferase. The coding region runs from base 1 to 1881 and encodes 626 amino acids. Gene Ontology annotation, cellular component: peroxisome. The transcript is spliced from 14 exons. The record is from RefSeq and is a predicted model, not a curated record. Gene Ontology annotation, molecular function: carnitine O-acetyltransferase activity. NCBI's taxonomy places the organism in Eukaryota, Metazoa, Chordata, Mammalia, Rodentia, Spalacidae. Gene Ontology annotation, biological process: carnitine metabolic process, CoA-linked.
AUGUUAGCCUUUGCCACCAGGACCUGGGUGAAGCCCCUGGGCCUCCUCAAGCCUUCCUCCUUGAUAAAGGUUUCUGGCCGCUUGAAGGCUCACCAGGAUGCACUGCCGCGGCUGCCUGUGCCCCGACUCCAACAAUCCCUGGACAGUUACCUCAAGGCGCUACAGCCCAUCGUGAGCGAGGAAGAGUGGGCCCACACCAAACAACUGGUGGAUGAGUUUCAGACUUCGGGGGGUGUAGGGGAGCGCUUGCAGAAGGGGCUAGAGCGCAGAGCUAAGAAGAUGGAGAACUGGCUGUCUGAGUGGUGGCUCAAGACAGCUUACCUCCAGUACCGCCAGCCCGUGGUCAUCUACUCCAGCCCAGGCGUGCUGCUGCCUAAGCAGGACUUCGUGGAUCUGCAGGGUCAACUCCGGUUCGCUGCCAAACUCAUCGAGGGUGUGUUGGAUUUCAAGUCCAUGAUUGACAACGAGACCCUGCCCAUUGAGUACCUGGGGGGAAAGCCACUAUGCAUGAACCAGUACUAUCAGAUCCUGUCCUCCUGCCGUGUGCCGGGCCCUAAACAGGACUCAGUGGUGAACUUCAUAAAGACCAAGAAGCCGCCCAUGCACAUCACUGUAGUGCAUAAUUACCAGUUCUUCGAGCUGGAUGUGUACCACAGUGAUGGAACACCGCUCACCUCAGAUCAGAUCUUCGUGCAGCUGGAGAAAAUUUGGAACUCAUCACUACAGACCAACAAGGAGCCCGUGGGCAUCCUAACCUCCAACCACCGUAACACCUGGGCCAAGGCCUACAGCACUCUCAUCAAAGAUAAAGUAAACCGGGAGUCAGUAAACUCCAUCCAGAAGAGCAUUUUCACCGUGUGCCUAGACAAGCCAGUGCCCAGGGUCUCAGACGAUGUCUACCGGAACCAGGUGGCAGGCCAGAUGCUGCACGGGGGUGGCAGCAAACUCAACAGUGGCAACCGCUGGUUCGACAAGACACUGCAGUUCAUCGUGGCAGAAGACGGCUCCUGUGGGCUGGUUUAUGAGCAUGCAGCAGCAGAGGGGCCCCCCAUCGUCACUCUUGUGGACCAUGUCAUCGAAUACAUAAAGAAGCCCGAGCUUGUACGGUCUCCCAUGGUGCCCCUCCCAAUGCCCAAGAAGCUACGAUUCAACAUCACACCUGAGAUCAAGAACGACAUCGAGAAGGCUAAGCAGAACAUGGGCAUCAUGAUCCAGGACCUGGACAUCUCCAUGUUGUUUUUCCACCACUUUGGAAAGGACUUCCCCAAAACAGAGAAGCUGAGCCCCGAUGCCUUCAUCCAGUUAGCUCUACAGCUGGCGUACUACAGGAUCUACAAGCAGGCAUGUGCCACAUAUGAAAGCGCCUCUCUGCGCAUGUUUCACCUGGGCCGCACGGACACCAUCCGCUCAGCCACCACAGACUCGCUCGCCUUUGUCAAGGCCAUGGAUGACUCCAACGUGACGGAGCACCAGAAGGUGGAGCUGCUGCGGAAGGCUGUGCAGGCCCACAGAGACUAUGUGGACCGUGCCAUCCGUGGGGAGGCUUUUGAUCGGCACCUGCUGGGCCUGAAGCUGCAAGCCAUCGAGGACCUGGUGAGCAUGCCUGACAUCUUCAUGGACACCUCCUACGCCAUUGCUAUGCACUUCAACCUCUCUACCAGCCAGGUCCCUGCCAAGACAGACUGCAUCAUGUUCUUUGGACCCGUGGUCCCAGACGGUUAUGGCAUCUGCUAUAACCCGAUGGAGGCCCAUAUCAACUUCUCCGUGUCAGCCUACAACAGCUGUGCUGAGACCAAUGCUGCCCGCAUGGCACACUACCUGGAGAAGGCCCUGCUGGACAUGCGCACCCUGCUGCAGAACCACCCCCGGGCCAAGCUCUGAGCACUGGGCCCAGGCCUGCCAGUGCCACAGCCAUACCCACUUUGGGAUGGGCACCUGCCACAGCUCAAUUCUUGGCUCCCAUGCCCCCAAUUUGACUUGAGGCAAGGAAGCAUUCUGUAGUGGGACCUCUAGGUGCAAGCCAAGUGCCUUCCAGGGCCUGUCCUCAGCACCUACCAUGCAUGGCCCAAGUCCAGGGGCUGAAUUCAGAGGUUGAGCAAGACUACGGGCCAGGCCCCCAACAUAGCAUUCAGUGCCACCACCACCAGGAAAGGGCAUCAGUCCAUCCAGCUCGGCCCUUAUCAGAGUGGGGAUUAUAGAGUUCCUUUUCCUCCCAGCUCAGCCCUGGCCAGUCUCUUCUCUCUCCAUAGACAAGGUGGGCUCUGUGUCCUCAUCUUCAAUUGCCCAAGGACCUGGGGUCAGAGGGUGAUCUAGAGCUGAGGGGGAGCUUCCAUUGAAGCUGAGGGGUAAGGCUUCCUGGCUGAAGUGACUCCAGAGGCCUCCAACCACCUGGAGGUACUAUCGCCCACGUGGCUACUGUGCUUUUUCAAAUAUGUCUGCCAAGUCCCAGCCCUGUUGCUUCCAUUCAGCUUGAUUCUUGAACCACAUUCACGGUUGUUCAACAUGCCAGGUAACUAAUAAAGGGGAGAUGUGCUGGUGA